CGCGUUCAGGUAGGUGAACCUGGGAUGCGUGGAAAUUCAGAUCGCCUGGCUGCUCUGGGCAAUGUCAGGUUUCAACCGCCUCAUCGGUCUGCGAAUCCGGCGCUUCCAGUACUCAACCUAAAUCACCUAGCUCUUUGAACAUUUUAACCAACACAUAAAUCAGUAGAUUCCGCCGUUUUCCACGCCUUUCUACUCCCACCCGAGGCGACAGCCAGCAAGUUAUUGCACGUGACCGUCCACCCCGAAGAUCUGGCUGCCCGCCAUAGCCUUUGCCUGGUCCCAGCGAUACCACCUACCUUGCCGACCUGAGGGAGCUCAUACGGCUCCGCCCACCCACCCCCAACUGACCUCACCCAGUCGCCGGCCAACACCAGAAGAGCGUUGACGACGGGACCCGGAAACCAACCAACAAAAGAGGGCACUCCCAUCUUGAUCUGGAAUCAACCCCUCACCGAACACGCUCGGAAUUCCCUAUAUCGCCCACGACAUAAUGCCUUCCGCCACCGGUCAGAAUUGGGAGAAGUUCCAGAAGAAGUUCGCCGACGACGAGAUAGAGGAGAAGAAGAUCACUCCGCUAUCAGAUGAAGACAUCCAGGUUCUCAAGACAUAUGGCGCCGCGCCCUAUGGAGCGGCGCUGAAAAAGCUGGAACAACAAAUAAAGGAGAAGCAGCAGAGCGUGGAUGAGAAGAUUGGAGUCAAGGAAUCCGAUACAGGGCUCGCCCCGCCACAUCUGUGGGAUGUCGCCGCCGACCGGCAACGGAUGCAGGAGGAGCAGCCGCUCCAGGUUGCGAGGUGUACCAAGAUCAUCCAGGACGACAAGGACGACUCCAAGAGCAAGUACGUCAUCAACGUCAAGCAGAUCGCCAAGUUCGUCGUCCAGCUCGGCGAGCGCGUUAGUCCGACCGACAUCGAAGAGGGCAUGCGCGUCGGCGUGGACCGAAACAAAUACCAGAUCCUCCUUCCACUACCGCCCAAGAUCGAUGCGAGCGUCACCAUGAUGACGGUUGAGGAGAAGCCCGAUGUCACAUACGGCGACGUUGGCGGUUGCAAGGAGCAGGUGGAAAAGCUCCGCGAGGUUGUCGAGAUGCCCCUUCUCUCGCCCGAGCGCUUCGUCAAUCUCGGCAUCGACCCCCCGAAGGGCGCCCUGCUCUACGGCCCCCCAGGUACUGGAAAAACGCUCUGCGCCCGUGCUGUCGCAAACCGAACCGACGCCACAUUCAUCCGUGUCAUCGGAAGCGAGCUGGUUCAGAAGUAUGUCGGCGAGGGUGCCCGCAUGGUUCGAGAGCUGUUCGAGAUGGCUCGGACGAAAAAGGCCUGUAUCAUCUUCUUCGAUGAGAUCGACGCCAUCGGUGGCGCUCGGUUCGACGACGGUGCUGGUGGCGACAAUGAAGUGCAGAGGACCAUGCUGGAACUUAUCACUCAGCUCGACGGGUUCGACGCCCGCGGAAACAUCAAGGUGAUGUUUGCCACAAACAGGCCGUCGACGCUUGACCCCGCCCUGAUGAGGCCCGGCCGUAUCGACCGAAAGAUCGAAUUCUCCCUUCCCGAUCUUGAGGGCCGUGCCAAUAUUCUCAGAAUUCACGCCAAGAGCAUGUCGGUCGAGCGCGACAUCCGGUGGGAGCUCAUUUCGCGGCUCUGCCCCAAUGCCACGGGCGCUGAGCUGCGCAGCGUGUGCACCGAGGCUGGAAUGUUUGCCAUCCGGGCAAGGAGAAAGGUUGCGUCCGAGAAGGACUUCUUGAGCGCGGUCGAGAAGGUCAUCAAGGGCAACCUGAAGUUCAACUCUACUGCUUCGUACAUGCAGUACAACUAAGCUGGGGUAUAGGUAAUCAGGUCAGUUGCAUGGAAAGGUGGGCACCGGUGUCACCGCUUGGCUUGUCGUUAAAUCCAGGUGUAUUGAUAGUUUAGACGGGGCUUGCUUCGGCGUGGCUGGCUCUGACCAAUUUCUAGAAAGCUGCACUCAUUGACGGGAUAAAGCCAGGGUCUCUAUGCGAUAGACACGCGCGCCAUGAUCAACUUUAACAGCGCCUGGAGUUUAGCGCAGGAAUUGUACUAUGAUGAUGCACGGUCGUCCAAAGUGGUGUUGGCAAGAUUGACAGUUUUGUUUCCCAAGCCGUGUUUGCGUUGCUUAUCACAAUGCUCCAUCAUUCCCAACAACCCCCAAGGCACUCUGUGUCUCUGAAGCUUGCCUCCCCUAUACCCUUUAUUAAUCAUCUACUCAUAAUGCCCAUUAAAUUUGUGACCAGAUGACAACCCAUCUCCCUGGUUUCCAA
Gaeumannomyces tritici R3-111a-1 is the source of this 2270-nucleotide messenger RNA. Its product is annotated as 26S protease regulatory subunit 7. The record is from RefSeq and is a predicted model, not a curated record. Gene Ontology annotation, biological process: proteasome-mediated ubiquitin-dependent protein catabolic process. Lineage: Eukaryota; Fungi; Ascomycota; Sordariomycetes; Magnaporthales; Magnaporthaceae. Gene Ontology annotation, molecular function: ATP hydrolysis activity; ATP binding; proteasome-activating activity. Bases 491 to 1810 code for a protein of 439 amino acids. Gene Ontology annotation, cellular component: proteasome regulatory particle, base subcomplex. The transcript is spliced from 4 exons.